GACAACAAGGAGCGAGGGGCUGCUUAAUGGCACUAUCAGGUAUUCGCCAGUCAUUAGAGACAAUAGAAAAGUUAGCAAUAAAUCACCUUCCGAGGGCUCGCCAGUCCUUGAGAUGCUCCUGAUACAGCCCGCGGCUCGUGGGGCGGGGCGGGUGUGGGCGUGGCUGCAGGCAGGGGCGGGGUCGCAAGACACGCCCACUCGGAGCGGCGCGGCGACUGGAGGACGAGCUGUCACGCCGCCAGUCCGCUCUCACGUCUCCGUGUAAUUGAUGGCCGGCGCCUCCACCUCGCAACACUUUAUCUCACCGGGUACGUGAUGGACUCAACAGUCACCACGUCAGCUUCCCUCACGCGCAUGCGCCGACGAGCGGCCAUUUACAUACGGGCACAUUUUAACGAGCCAAAGCCUGCACUUAGCACAGCACGUAAACAUCACGUAGCUUGCAAUCUCCUCUGAAGUUACCUUCGCCAUCACGCUGAGGCGGGCGACGUGUUUGUGUUACACCUGGUCGACACAGAAUCAGACACAGCUUCUGAUCUCUCUCGCUCUCAAAUUACGUCAUUUCCGCCGGAAAUUAAGCUUUGGAAACUCGGCGAAGUCGUAAUGGCGCUGUAAUUUUUAGUUUUUCUCUGGAUAAUCCUGUAACUGCAGCAGUAGUCUUAGUGUCCGAGCCUUUCCUUUGCAGACACGCAGGUCGCCCAGUCGCUGUGGCAGGGUGUGAAGCAGGGAGGAAUGAGAAAGCAGCGCCACCAACAAUAGAAACCCUGCUGGUCCCUGCUGCACAGUUCCAGUCUCAGACCUUGGUACUCAGAUGUCAGGUUCUAUGAGAACACUAGCGGAAUGUCCUGCUCUUUGCUUGAAGAAUGAGCGAGGUAGACUACAAACGACGUGUGUCCGGCCAUCGGGACCACCCCAUCCCGUCCCCUCGUAGCCAACAGACUCCCUCAGUUUCGCAGACCAGAACGAAAAUCUCGUUUAGUGUAGAGUCUCUCAUCGCCAAAGACGAGACUAAAACUCGAAAGGAAGAUGAAGUCGCCGGAGACCGCAAGGACCCGUCUGUCCGGUUCUCUCGCAAGAGAAUUUCGCAAAGGUCUUCACACUGCGAAGACGAGGAGGAAGCGAGCAGUCUCCUUGGGCAGUCAAGUGGCAAGUGUGACGGUCGCCAGAGGUCGCCAGGCUCCCCUGUUCCGGUGCUGCCAGACGACAACAGCGGCCGAGACGCUUGCGAUGCUUCCAGGUCUUCACUGCUGACCACCACCCACAACAGCACCAAGGGUGGAGGGACGCUGGGACCUCCCAGCCUCCUGUUUCAGACCCCGAGGCUCUCUGGCACUAUUCUUCAAAGACCCAUCCAGCCCUCGAGGGCCGGACACUUAGGGUUGGGACAGAAGGCCAUUUACGGCAACGUGGUGGAGGAGAAGGAAGGGUCGAUGGACAAGUCUGGCCCCCAGGGAAUGGCGGCGAGGUGCGGGGAUUCCCCUCUACAUGGCGUCUGUCCCAACUCAUUCACUUCUUCCAUCCCCUGCUGGCCGUCCCUGGCCAGACCCACCGUCCAUGCUGAUCUGCGCCCCGCCCCCAGCCUGCCGCCCAGCAAGAUGACGCUGCGGAAACACAAGCCCAACCGGAAGCCGCGAACGCCCUUCACGACGUCGCAGUUGCUGUCGCUGGAGCGGAAGUUCCGCGAGAAGCAGUACCUGUCCAUCGCCGAGCGCGCCGAGUUCUCCAGCUCCCUGAACCUGACGGAGACGCAGGUCAAGAUCUGGUUCCAGAACCGCCGCGCCAAGGCCAAGCGGCUGCAGGAGGCGGAGCUGGAGAAGCUGAGGAUGGCUGCCAAGCCCAUGAUGCCCCCGACCUUCACCAUCUCGCUAUCCACCAACGCCAUGGCCGCCAGCCCCGCGCUGUAUCCGCACCACUACGCGCAUGCGCAUCUCCUGCGUCACAGCUUCGACGUCACUUCCGCUUCCACUUACCUCGCUGCCGCCGCUGCCCAGAGUAACUUUCCUCUCGCCCUGUGUCCCCCGGCGCUGACCUUGUUUCACUGACUUGCUGUCGCUGUUUUGACUUUCUUGCAGGUAGGAUGGAGCGGCGUAGUAAGGAAAAAGACAGACAGAAAAAGGAACAAAUGAACAAAGAAAAGAAAUAAAAGAAAGAAUGAAAAUUCUUUUUGAGGAAGGUUUAGAGGAAGAAUGCUGCAAAGCAUAAAAGUGUGUUAUUCUCAUACGGUAUCAUUGGUGAUUUGUGUGUUUGUGUGUGUGUUUAUGUGUGUUUGUGUGUGCGUAUCUGUGUGUAUGUGUUUGUGUGUGCGUAUCUGUGUGUAUGUGUGUGCGUGGUCCUGCUAGUGUUUGCGUGUGUUCACUAGUCUUCACACUACAGUGUGUGUAGCAGUAGGACGGUGUAUGUACUGGCGUUUCGCAGCUUCAUCGACUUGUAUCUUUAAUUAAACAAAUAAAAAAUUGUUUUUACUGAACAUC
Pomacea canaliculata is the source of this 2471-nucleotide messenger RNA. RefSeq names its product homeobox protein MSH-B-like. The record is from RefSeq and is a predicted model, not a curated record. Gene Ontology annotation, molecular function: RNA polymerase II transcription regulatory region sequence-specific DNA binding; DNA-binding transcription factor activity, RNA polymerase II-specific. Lineage: Eukaryota; Metazoa; Mollusca; Gastropoda; Architaenioglossa; Ampullariidae. Gene Ontology annotation, cellular component: nucleus. Bases 864 to 2042 code for a protein of 392 amino acids. The transcript has 2 exons. Gene Ontology annotation, biological process: embryonic morphogenesis; regulation of transcription by RNA polymerase II.